Apis florea (little honeybee) is the source of this 2110-nucleotide messenger RNA. RefSeq names its product N-acetylgalactosamine kinase (gene Galk). Gene Ontology annotation, biological process: carbohydrate phosphorylation; galactose metabolic process. Gene Ontology annotation, molecular function: ATP binding; galactokinase activity. Gene Ontology annotation, cellular component: cytoplasm; cytosol. The record is from RefSeq and is a predicted model, not a curated record. Lineage: Eukaryota; Metazoa; Arthropoda; Insecta; Hymenoptera; Apidae.
UUGUUGUUCGGACAUCUAAAUUAUAUUAUUUAUGAUUUCAUAGUUUUAAAUUGUGCACAAAUAUUGGGACUAACAAUUAUGAUAUAACAAUUAUAAAUUUUUUUAAUUCGAGAAAAAAAGAUUAAUAAAUUAUAAUAAUUAAAUCUUACUUCAGAAGUUUAAAAUAAAACGCAUUUUAUUCACAUGUGUUAUUAUAUUUCAUCAUGAUGAACAGAUGGGAAGCUAUGAAAUACGUUACAGUGUUAUCUACGAAUGAUGAGUUUCAUAUUAUCAGUUUCUCCAAUUCUUAUCAUAGGAUAAAAGCAUAACUGGUUAUAAGUUUUAAAUGUAUAGCAAGUAUAGUAAUCACGAGUGUUCCAGUACACGUGUACACUAACGUUAUUUUGUGGUUUAUUUCGUACAUAAAUUAUUCAUUUGUGCUACGUUUAUGGUUAAACAUCUACGAUAACGUGACAUAUCGCCAUUUUGAAAUCUAAAAUUUAUCAAUACAAUAACAGAAUGCCAGAUAAUGAAAAAUGCACUCUAAAUCCAGAAGAACGAGUUCCCAUUUUACAACCAAAUGAAAAACUCUUAAAGAGACUGGAUAUUUUAGCUGAUCAUUUUCAAUCAACGUACAAUAUCAAACCUUUGUUUUUUGUAAGAGUUCCGGGAAGAGUUAAUUUAAUUGGUGAGCACAUCGAUUAUUGCGGAUAUGCUGUUUGUCCAAUGGCUAUUGAACAAGAUAUACUUAUUGCUGUAGCACUCUCAAACGACAACGUCAUUCAUCUUACUAAUUUAGAUUCAAAAUACAAAAAUUUCCAUUGCAAUUUUAAAGACAUUAGUGUUUGUAUUGGAGACGCCGACAGCGGUCCAGACUGGUACAAAUAUUUUCUCUGCGGCGUGAAAGGAGCUCUUGAAGUGAUCCCAGAGGAAUGUGUACCUUCGGGAAUUUUGGCUGCAGUUUGGGGUAACAUUCCUCCUAAUUCAGGACUCUCGAGUUCUAGCGCGCUAGUUUCCGCCGCUGUCCUUUUGAUUGUGCACGCUAGUCAGUAUCAAUUAUCGAAACGUGAAUUGGCUACCAUUAGUGCUAACGCUGAAAGAUAUAUUGGCACCCAAGGUGGUGGAAUGGAUCAAGCGAUCGCAUUCCUUGGAAAAGCAGGUUCUGCAAUGCUAAUCGAAUUCAACCCCUUGCGUGGUACCGAUGUCAUGUUACCGGAAACCGCAGUAUUCGUAAUAGCGCACAGCCAAGCUUGUCAUAACAAAGCUUCCACAACAGAUUAUAAUUUAAGAGUUGCAGAAUGUCGCUUAGCUGCACAGAUGAUAGCAAAGAAAAGAAAUAAACCUUGGCAACAUAUACAAAGACUAAUCGAUAUCCAAGAGAGUCUUAAUAUGAGCUUAGACGAAAUGGUUUCAGUUAUAACAACCGACCUUCAUGAAGAACCAUAUACCCUGAGCGAGAUUAGCAAGAACCUUGACACAACGAAUGAAAAACUUCGUGAAAUAUCAUUAUUACAAACUUUUAGCAAUGCGCAAAUUUUCAAAUUGAAACAACGUGCUCUCCAUGUAUAUCAAGAGGCGGCUAGAGUGCUCGAAUUCCAGCAUAUUAGUGAGAAAAAUGCAAUUGUGGAAGAGGAGAAGCUGAGACAACUAGGCAAUUUGAUGUCUAACAGCCAUUCCAGUAUGCACAAACUAUACGAGUGCAGUCAUCCUAGUGUCAAUUUACUCGUUGACAAAGCUAUGGCUUGCGGUGCUCUUGGUGCAAGACUCACGGGAGCUGGAUGGGGUGGCUGCAUAGUGGCCAUCAUAACGAAAGACAAGGUUUCUCAAUUUGUGGAUACACUGAAAAAGGAACUCAGUCUAUGUGGGAUAAAGGAUGGAUUCAAACUCGACGAUCUGGUUUUUCCAACGGAACCGAACCAGGGUGCUGCAAUUUAUAUGACCUAGUUUUUAUUCUCCAUCUGCUUCCUGCCUUCUUCUUGCAUUUUAUAAAUUGUUGACCAAUUAAUUUAUCAAAAGGUCUCUUAAAUAUCUAUACAUAAUGAUAUAGAUGGUACAUAUGAUUAUGUGUAUAUAAAUAUAUAUAUAAGGAAUGAAUUUGAAAUCAUUUCUAAUAAAGAGGCUAUUCGAUUAA